Molecule: messenger RNA, 2552 nt
Organism: Olea europaea var. sylvestris
Lineage: Eukaryota; Viridiplantae; Streptophyta; Magnoliopsida; Lamiales; Oleaceae
Product: serine/threonine-protein kinase Nek2-like
Exons: 14
Coding region: 336-2138 (600 amino acids)
Biological process (GO): protein phosphorylation
Molecular function (GO): ATP binding; protein kinase activity
Source: RefSeq, a predicted model, not a curated record
UAUUUUUUUUUUUGUUUUUGUUUUGUUUUGUUUUGUUUUUUUUGGUUGAGUGGGUGGGUAGACGGGUGAGAUGGGGAGAUUUCAUAUGUUGCUAUCAAGAGAAAGAGAUUGAAUCUUUGUGCUGUCUUGUUUCUUUUGGCUUUCUGGAAAAAGUGUAUUGAAAUCUGAACUAUUUAUAUUUUUAUCGUUGGUCAUUGGACUUAUUUUUCUUCUCUCCUUGAUGUAGUAUGUGUAGAUAAUCUUGAUAUGAUUUUUGCAUCUGCAAAUGGGCUACUUUUGUUUUCUUGCUUCUUGGUGGAAAUCAUAUAGUUAGGUGGUAAGACGAAAGUGCAUGAAUGGAGAACUAUGAGAUAUUGGGGCAGAUUGGUAAAGGGUCUUUUGGUUCUGCGCUACUUGUCAGGCAUAAACAAGAAAAGAAGAAGUAUGUCAUGAAGAAAAUCCGUCUUGCUAGACAGACUGAUAGAACUCGCAGAUCUGCACAUCAGGAGAUGGAGCUUAUUUCUAAAGUUCAGAAUCCAUAUAUUGUGGAAUACAAGGAUUGCUGGGUGGAAAAGGGUUGUUAUGUGUGCAUCGUGAUUGGUUAUUGUGAAGGAGGCGAUAUGACAGAGACUAUUAAAAAAGCAAAUGGCGUUCAUUUCCCAGAGGAGAGGAUUUGCAAAUGGUUAGUUCAACUAUUGAUGGCACUGGAUUACUUGCACACUAACCACAUACUUCAUCGCGAUGUCAAGUGUUCAAAUAUAUUUCUGACAAAAGAACAAGACAUACGUCUAGGUGAUUUUGGUUUUGCAAAAAUAUUGACUUCGGAUGAUCUUGCUUCCUCUGUGGUGGGUACUCCGAGUUACAUGUGCCCCGAGCUUCUUGCUGAUAUACCUUAUGGCUCCAAAUCUGAUAUCUGGUCUUUGGGCUGCUGUAUAUAUGAAAUGACUGCUCAUAAACCUGCAUUUAAAGCCUUUGAUAUACAAGGUCUGAUCAACAAAAUAAAUAAAUCGAUUGUGUCUCCACUGCCAACUAUGUAUUCUGGUGCACUUCGGGGGCUCAUCAAGAGAAUGCUGAGAAAAAAUCCAGAACUUAGACCAAGUGCUGCAGAUUUGCUGAAGCAUCCUCAUCUUCAACCCUACAUACUGAAUAUCCAUCUGAAGUCUAAUAUCCCUAGGCACCAUACAUUCCCCAUUCAACCAUCUGAUGCCAAUUAUGUGAAGAAAACAAUAUUCAUCAAUCCGGAAGCUGUUCCCGUGCUUACUGACAGAGAUAAAAUGGAGAAAAAGCGAAUAUUUGGCAACAAUAGGGCCUUGAAUCCUAGUAUAUCAGGGAAUGAACUGGAUCAUCCAUGUUCUUCUCCCAGAGCACGAAAUUUUUCAAGCCAUUUGAAUAGAAGUUUCUCAGAAUUGUCUGCUGCUAGUGACAAUGAAUUUACUGGCGUGAAGAAUUCGGUGACCACUAAAUUAUCAAGUGCUGUUAAAAUUCCAAGAGCGAAUUCAGAAAAGGCUUCUGCCACUCCGAGGAGACAGAUAACUCCAACGAAGAUAUCCAACUGUGGUUCAACUCGUGAAUUGCUUCCAGUGUCAUAUACACCAGCUAGAAAAUCGUCCCAAUCAACACACACUGUUGGUUUCCUUCGGGGUGUGGAGUCCCCAGAUGUCUCUGUCAAUGCUCCUCAAAUCGACAAAAUGGUCGAGUUUCCUUUGGCUUCAUCUGAAGAUAUUUUAUUCCCCAUCUGCCGAGCUUCAUCAACAUCUGCUCGGUGCUCUUCUACCUCACCAUAUAGCUGUGAUCCUUCAAUCACAAAAGACAAAUGUAUGGUCCAGAUAAUUAAUAGAGCUUUUGUCGGGCCACACACUGCUGGGACUGGUGCUGCUUAUGGGGUUCCACAAAAUGGAAGCGAAUGUUCGGAGCACAUCCCAGCAAGCGGAGGUUCUACUCAUUCUUCUUCAGAUUCUCAGCAGCGCAGGUUUGACACCUCAUCAUUCAGGCAGCGUGCCAAUGCCUUAGAAGGAUUGCUUGAGUUCAGUGCGCAACUCUUGCAGCAAGAACGCUUUGACGAACUUACAGUGCUGCUGAAGCCAUUUGGACCUGAAAAGGUUUCUCCUAGAGAAACCGCUAUUUGGCUGACAAAGAGUUUCAAAGAGAAUGUUGCGUGAUAACAAGAAGGCACCAUCUGUAAUUCUCUUGAUUUUAUCAAUUAUCUCAGAUUUAAGUGGACGAAAUAUUACUGAUAUUCAGGAGGAGACGACUGCAUGCUGGUUGAUUUGUAUAUCUUCCCAUCGACUGGAAACAUAUACGAUUACGAAUAGGUUUUUUAUGAAAAGUAGAACAAGAACAUCGUUUUGCUGUUAAUGAAACCUUCUGGCAACCCGAAGAAAAAUCUGAUGAUAGAUGUAUUAAAUCUCUGAUAAUAAGGUAUAGUUUUCAUUGAGAGAGUACCAUUGCUUGCUUUGAAAGGUCUUUGUUUACAUGUAUCCUAUCUCGACUUUCUUGAUCCAAGUGACAGUGGUUCAGUUUCAAUAUCAGUUUUGAAUAAUCAGAGUUUAUAUUUCAGUUGAUAGAUUUCUAAA